AUGGCCACACGCUGUGUUGCCUGCCCCAAGGAAGUGUCCUCUGCAGACGUCAAGCUGGCGACCGUAGCAGGAAAGAAGGGCAAGAAGGCUGAGGAGGAGGAGCAGCAGCAGCCGGAACAAGCAGCUCCUGCAGCUGCAGCGGCACCGGCAGCGCCGGCGGCACCGGCAGCACCGGCCCCCGAGGAGGAGGAAGAGGAGGAGUAUGUGGUGGAAAAAGUCCUGGAACGUCGAGUGGUGAAGGGAAAAGUAGAGUUUCUGCUAAAAUGGAAAGGCUUCUCAGAUGAGGACAACACCUGGGAACCUGAGGAGAACCUGGACUGUCCAGACCUCAUCGCAGAGUUCAUGCAGAAAUACAAAGAGAAGGAAGAGAAGAAGAAGGAGGGCAAGAGGAAAGCAGCCAGCGAGGCCUCGGGAGACUCUGAGGAGCGAGGAAGCAAGAAGAGGAAGGAGGAGGGUGAGAAGGCCAGAGGUUUUGGAAGAGGACUUCAGCCUGAACGGAUCAUUGGAGCCACAGAUUCCAGUGGAGAGCUGAUGUUCCUCAUGAAGUGGAAGAACUCGGAUGAGGCGGACCUCGUCCCGGCCAAGGAAGCCAACGUUAAAUGUCCCCAGGUGGUGAUCUCGUUCUAUGAGGAGCGUCUCACGUGGCAUUCCUACCCCACGGAAGACGAGGAAAAGAAAGAGGAGGACAAAAAGGACUAGAUGAUGAGCUAAAAGGAAGAAGUGUGGAGGUGCAGGGCAGGAAAUCAGUCAGCUGUUUGUGCAGCUGACGUAAGAAAGCUGUUUUCCUGCCCUGCAAGUCCUCAGAAGACGUUCCCGCAUGUACGUUGAUUAAAACCUUGUUCUGGUUCUGGUGCCUUUAGUUCAGACCGAGAGAAGUUUGUUUCCUCUUCCUGUCACGAUCCUCAUUCAGACGUGCCUGUUCUCUGAAGCUGACGGCGUCGUGAUGGCGGCCGGGGCAGGAAGACGUCUCAGACUUCAACGUCCUCCGGUGGGAACGUCUUUUGAGGGAACGUUGAGGUGUUUCCGGAGGACAGAAACCCUCCGUGUCUCUUUCAGUAUCCAUUUUAUGUGCCACCUGGUUUCUCACUGUAACUCUACAUUUCUGCACAUUUCACGCUGAUGUGGACGAGAAGAGGUCGCAGCAGAUGACAUCACCACCAGCUGCUGGCCUGACGUCCUUAUAUGGUCGCAGGAGGAAAUAUUCUGAUUGAUGGAGCCAGAUUUGAUGAAUCAGAUGAGCGUGUUUAAAGGUGUUUCUGGAGUUUCAGAAAAUCUGUUUCUCCACUUUUAUUAAGGAACGGGAAGAUCGUGGAUUUAAUCUGGAAAUGUUUCCAAAUCCCACCAGAGUCUCCUGCUGAACAAGUAUCUGGUCAGGCUGGUGAAGCAGCAGCAGGUGGUGGUGGUGGUGGUACCUCCAUGAUUAAAGCUGUAGAAUAAACUUCCACCUCCUGGUUUUAGUCUCUCCCUCUCGGCCUCGCGUGUCUUCUUGGCUGUAUUAUUUCUGCUUUCACCGCCGUGUUGACGCACUGAGCAUGUGCAGACGGGAUGGGGGCGAAGACUUGGUCUUCCUCCUUUUUUGCACAUGCUCAGUGUUAGCGUGACCCUGGCUGUGUUUGUUUAGACUGUAUUAAAGUUAGCAUUGUAGCUUCCUGUCAGCAGAUCUGGAUCAGCCCGGAUUAGUUCUGGUCUUUGUUUAGAUUAAACCAGUUUAUUCUGGUUCUCAUGAAAUCUGUCGAAUGUUUUUAAAUCUUUUAAUUUCACACUGAGACCU
This is a messenger RNA of Melanotaenia boesemani (Boeseman's rainbowfish), 1771 nucleotides long. Its product is annotated as chromobox protein homolog 1-like. Gene Ontology annotation, molecular function: chromatin binding. Gene Ontology annotation, cellular component: nucleus; pericentric heterochromatin. Gene Ontology annotation, biological process: chromatin organization; negative regulation of transcription by RNA polymerase II. The coding region runs from base 1 to 699 and encodes 232 amino acids. The record is from RefSeq and is a predicted model, not a curated record. The transcript is spliced from 5 exons. Lineage: Eukaryota; Metazoa; Chordata; Actinopteri; Atheriniformes; Melanotaeniidae.